AUGAUGCCACCUCCGGGCGUGCCCCUUCCCCCCGGCAUCGUUCCCCCGCCCGCGGCUCCCGUCGUCGCUCCCGCGGCGGAUCCCGCGGCGGCGGCGCCCGCCGAACCCGCGCCCGCCAAGGAGAGCACCACCGUGUACGUGGGCAAGAUCCCGCCGAACGUGGACGACGCCUUGGUGCGCAAGCUGCUCGACGCGUGCGGCGAGGUGCGCAGCUGGAAGAGGGUGAUGGACCCGGAGAACGACACCCCGAAGCGCUUCGGCUUCUGCGAGUUCGCCGACGCCGAGGGCGUCCUCCGGGCCAUGAGGAUCUUGGACGGAUUCCCCGUCGCGGGUGAGGAGCUCCUGCUCAACGUCAACCAGGCGACCAAGGCGUACGUCGAGGGGUACACGGAGAAACGGACGGUCACCGCGGAGGAGGACGCGUCGGUGGAUGCGGAGCGACGCGCGGUGCUCGAAGCCGCCGUCGCCGCGGCGGGGCACGCCGCGGAAGCCGAGGCGUUUCUCGCCGGGGCGCUAGGAGCCGGAGCCGGAGCCGCCGCCGCCCCGCCCAAUCCGCCCAAUCCGCCGCCGCCGCUCGGGGGAGCGUUCGGCGCCCCCAAGUUCAUCGCCGCGAGGGACCCGGACUCGAUCGCGCCGCCGCCGCCCGACGGCGGCGCGGGGGGCGUCGAGGCGCCCCUAUCGGCGCCCGGGUCUGCACAGCUGGCGAAAAAAAGUGCAAAGGAGGAGCGGGCUCGGCGCGACCUCGAACGACGCGAACGCGAGGAACGCGCGCGACUCGACCGCGAACACCGCGAGCGCGAACGCCGGGUCGAACGCGUCGAGGCGGACCGCGCGAGGGACGCGCGGCGCGAGCGCGAACGCGCGCGCGAUGUCGAACGCGACAGGGCUCGCGACGUCGACGACGAUUUGAACACGCCCGAGCCCGAGGAGGCGGCGGCGACGCGAGCGCUCGCGGACGCCGGGGUGACGUCGCCGACGCCGGAGCAGACGCUGGAGGCGUUGGUAGCGCUGGGACCUCCGGCGUGGGUGAGGGACGAGCGACGACGGGAGCGGCGACGGAGGUACCGCGAACGGGAGAGGGAGGGCGACGCGCGAGAUCGCGCGGCGGAGGAGGAGGAGAGGGCUCGAGAGGACGCGAAGGCGAAAGAGGAAGCGGAACGGGCGGCGAAAGAGGCGGCGGAGCGGGAGGCGGCGAGAGCGGCGGAGGAGGAGGAGGCGAGGGCGGCGGAGGAGGCGGCGAGGGCGGCGGAGGAGGCGAGGGCGGCGGAGGAGGCGAAUCGGGAGGCGUCGCCGGCUCCCGCCGCGCCCGCGCCCCUCUUUGCCAAAAAACCCGCCAAAAAAACCGCCGGCGGUAAGCGCAAACUCUCCGUGUUCGCCGUGGAGGACGAGGAGCAGCGGCCCAAAAAGGCUCUCGUGCCCAUAGAGUACACCGCGGAGGAGCUCGCCGCCGCCGCCGCGCCCGCGUCGACGAUGGCUGAGGACGACGAGGACGAUCCCGCCGCCGCCGCCGCAGCAGCCGCCAAGCGCGCCGCCGCGGUCAUCGCCAAGAAGAACCAGGCGGAGAAGGAGGAGAAGGCCAGGGGGUCCCUCAUCGAGAGCAUCCCGACGGACAAGAAGAAGCUGUUCAAGUACGACGUCGACUGGAGGACGUACGACGCGUCCAAUCUGUCCGGGAGCGUGCAGCGGUGGGUGAGCAAAAAGGUGGCGGAGCUGUUGGGCGAGGAGGAGCCGAGUUUGGUGGAGUUUGUGGUGGAGAAGGUUGGCGAGCACCUCAGCGCGAAGGACAUGGUGUCGGAGCUGGAGCCGGUGCUGGACAACGAGGCUGAGCAGUUCGUGAUCAAGCUCUGGAGGAUGCUCAUCUACGAGACUCUCAAGGCGAACGAGAAGGCUUGA
Messenger RNA from Micromonas commoda, 1893 nucleotides. RefSeq lists its product with no specific name. Gene Ontology annotation, biological process: mRNA processing. The record is from RefSeq and is a predicted model, not a curated record. Lineage: Eukaryota; Viridiplantae; Chlorophyta; Mamiellophyceae; Mamiellales; Mamiellaceae. Bases 1 to 1893 code for a protein of 630 amino acids. Gene Ontology annotation, molecular function: RNA binding. The transcript has a single exon.